AGGGCACUGGCUCGUGGCGGAGGAAUGAUUAGCAUUUUCCAAAUUCAUGGUUCUCAAUCCAGCCUUCUGGCUUGCUAAAAAAAAACCACUUUUAAUUCAUUUCUUGUCUGUACACAUUUUUGUGUACCACCACAGCUGAAGACCUGGAGUCGAAAAUGAACUGGGGCUCCUUUUAUGCCGUGAUCAGUGGCGUAAACAGGCACUCGACCGGCAUCGGACGCGUUUGGCUCUCCGUCAUCUUCAUCUUCCGUAUCCUGGUCCUGGUGGUCGCUGCGGAAAGCGUCUGGGGAGAUGAGAAGUCCGGCUUCAUCUGCAACACCCAGCAGCCCGGCUGCAACAGCGUCUGUUACGACCAGUUCUUCCCCAUCUCGCACAUCCGCCUGUGGGCGCUGCAGCUCAUCCUGGUCUCCACCCCGGCCCUGCUGGUUGCCAUGCAUGUGGCCCACAGGCGCCACAUCGACAAGAAGAUCCUGAAGAGGACGGGCCGCAGCAGUCCCAAGGAGCUGGAGCGCAUCAAGAACCAGAAGUUUCAGAUCACCGGAGCCCUGUGGUGGACAUACAUGAUCAGUAUCAUCUUCAGAAUCGCCUUCGAGGUGGCUUUCCUGUACAUUUUCUACCUGCUCUAUCCUGGCUUCAAGAUGGUGCGCUUGGUAAAGUGUGACUCGUACCCGUGCCCCAACACAGUGGACUGCUUUGUCUCCAGACCGACAGAAAAGACCAUAUUCACCGUGUUCAUGCUGGCGGUGUCUGGGCUGUGUGUGUUGCUGAACCUGGCCGAGGUGGUGUACCUCAUAGGCAGGGCCUGUAAACGGGGCUUUCAAGGCUCUGAGGAAGAGUCCAAAGGAGCUUGGAUAAGUCAAAGAUGGUCUACUUAUAAGCUAAAUGAAAUCAAUCAGCUGAUAGCAGACCAGUCUCUCAAGUCUAAGUUCACUGUGACCAAAAAGAGCCCAACUGAGAAGAGUGAAAGGUGUUCUGCUUUCUGAAAUGCUGCCGCUCCCGUUUCCUUUAAACUAAUCCACAGCAUUCCCACAUGUCCAUGGAUCGUUAAUGUCACUUAUUGUGUACACAUCUAAACCAUCUAUUUAUAUGUCAUUCAGUUGCUGUUAGAACUUGUCUAAACUAGUGAAGGUAAAGGACCGUGCCAGGGUUGUUGCAUGUUUUAGACCAUGUUGACUUCAUUAGAGGCUCAUUUUAGUGGUUUUCAUUGGAUUUGAAUUAUUUGGUUUUCAAGCGAAGCAACUUGCCAUCUUGAGCUGAUGAAGCUAUAUCCGUGUGAGCAUCAAACCGUCAUAAUUCUUUGUCAAAGUUAUGUCAUUAUUAUAGCUUGAUAAUACGGUUCAGACUAUAGAUUUUUAUAGAGUCCAACACAGUUGUAUUUACAACUUGUGUUUGGAAAUUGUGCCCUUAAAGCAAACAUUGAUUUGAAAAAGGUUUUAUUAAUUUUAUUUGGCAUUAUAUAACAUGAUUCUUGGAUGACAUCCAGACACUCGCAUCCAGUCUCAAUCAUCAUUUCAGUCGCGUUAGCGCGCAUCAAUAAUGUAGCUUUUGGGCCGUUGUCCGGGAGGUACAAAAACAAUAAAGACAAACAAAUUCUGCUCUUUAAAAUAUGCUUUGUAGUAAUAUGCAUGAUUUCCGAUGAUUCAGCAAAUAUGUGCUAAAACACCAGUGUGGUCCUUUUAAAGCCGCACAUUUUACAGUAGAGAUUACAAUCCUGGAUAGAAAGCAAACCAGGUAAUAAGUUCCAUAUGUAAUUCCAGUCUGAUUCAAAGCACGGAUGCAAAGGGAAGUUAUGUGAAUAAAUGCCCUUCAAGCCAACAUGGUAUGUCAGAUUGUAUCAGACAGUCUCGGUUGUGUGACUCUGUGAAGCAGACAGCUGCACAGUGUUAAGUGGACAAAGAUUGAGAUGAUAAGUAUUCGUUUAGCCCCUUUUAUGUCAUGGCUAAAUUAUAACAACGUGAAUCCAAAGAAUUAUGGCCGACAAGAAAUUAUGGUGAAAUCAGCUCAUUAUAUCAUAAAAGUGGUGACUGCAGAGUUUUCAGACUCGUGUGAUCCAAACAUUUUCAAUAACUGCACAGCGUUGUAAAGUCCAAAAGUCUAAUAUUGUUGAAAGAAGGUUCACAACAUAGAAGAAAUAUGAUGCUUUAGUCCAUAUUUUUCUGGCCUUAGCCUUUCAUAAACAAAAUUCUUUGAGGUCAAAAAACUGUUUACUCUCCCGCUUGCCGCGGCGCACACAGAGAAAAGUUCACCCGGACAACAUCUGCUCCACAUUUAUAAAUACAAUAAUGAUAUAAGAUAAUGAUAAUGCUCUUCUGCCUGAACGAUGCAGUUUAAAAACGUGUAUCACUGGUAGAUCUGCUGAGUGAAACAUGGCUGAAUUCAGCAGAAGACCUCAGUAAUAUAUAAAGAAGUCUGUUAUGUCCAGUUAUAAAUAUUAUCAGUAGAUUAUAUGAAAUAAGUACAGCAAGUUGCAGGAGAAAUAUCAUUCAGAAGAAUACAUGCCAGUAUUAUGAAACUGAGAAAGUUAACAAAGAUUUUACUCAAAUGAAAACUAAGUUCCAAUGACAAAGAAUACCCAAAAGAAUAAAAUGUGACUUUGAACUACAAUUUACCUACAAGUAAGCAACAAAGACAAAAAACUACAUUUUAAAUUAUUGUCAACAUUACCACUGCAGCUUUAAUUGUCAUCCAACUUUGGAGAGUGCUAUGGAAAUAUUCUAACAGCUGUCAUUGGAUAUUAUCAUUCCAAACUAAAUUAAUUUGAAAACACAAUUGUUACUCAAACAUAUAUUUACUACUGACCUAUUAAUUAUGUAAAGUCAACAGUAGUCAGAAUGGUGGACAGAGCGAGAGUUUAUUUCACUCAACCACUCAGUACUGUACCUACUGUAUGUCUUUGUAUUCAAUUGGAAGUACUGCCUACUUACUUUAUUGUAGCUUCUGUUUGAAGUGAUCUUUUUUUGUCUAUGAAAAAUGUUUACGGUUGACCCCUACUUUUUAACAGAGGCGGUUGCACGUUCUUUCCUCAUUAGUACCCUGUAUAAUAUUAUUCAGUAUCUCUCUGUUUAUGUAAAUGUCAUGUCCCAUACGCUGGUAUCUGUUUGUACAACGGUUCUAUUAUACAGUUAUACACAUUGUAGUGCAUACAAAAACCCGGAUGUCGAUAUUUAUGCCUAAAUGUACAUAAAUGAAUUCUCACCCUGGUGAACAACCCAGAUAAUGUAUAUUAUAUGUGUAUAUUAUGUAAUAUACUGAAAUACAGUGCCUGAUAAUUUG
Molecule: messenger RNA, 3273 nt
Organism: Cyclopterus lumpus (lumpfish)
Lineage: Eukaryota; Metazoa; Chordata; Actinopteri; Perciformes; Cyclopteridae
Gene: cx31.7
Product: connexin 31.7
Exons: 2
Coding region: 156-983 (275 amino acids)
Biological process (GO): cell communication
Cellular component (GO): connexin complex
Source: RefSeq, a predicted model, not a curated record